Messenger RNA from Morus notabilis, 1158 nucleotides. RefSeq lists its product as uncharacterized. NCBI's taxonomy places the organism in Eukaryota, Viridiplantae, Streptophyta, Magnoliopsida, Rosales, Moraceae. The record is from RefSeq and is a predicted model, not a curated record. Gene Ontology annotation, biological process: transcription elongation by RNA polymerase II. The transcript has 8 exons. Gene Ontology annotation, cellular component: elongin complex; nucleus. The coding region runs from base 369 to 1043 and encodes 224 amino acids.
UCGUCCGGUGAAACGAAAUAAGAAGAAAAGAAAAAAGAAAGUAAAGAAAAUAAAAAACGACACCCGCCAUUGGCCAACCAAUACGGCGCACGAUAGCAGAGACCCUCAUUUUGGGGAACCGAAGCCGAAGCCUAAACACAGAAACACGUUCUGAAAGUAAACUGAAAACCUGAGAUCACGCCUCGUCAUCCGUGAAACACAGCCCGGCGCACGUUAACAAAAGGGCAGACUCCCAACCAACAGAAUCUUCUUCCUUCUUCUCCAAACUUCCUGAAGCUCUCUUCUCCGUCUCCGAUCACUCGACUUCGCAGGGGCGUACGCAGAAGAGAAGUGAUCGAGGAACACUGCCGAGGAUUACUAGCAAUAACAUGAUGAAAAGGAAAAUUCCAUCUUUGGUUGAUCUGUGUGUUUUUACCGCAAUUGAUAAUUUAAGGUACCUUGGGGAUGUUGGAGAAACAGAUUUGUAUCUCCUCGAUCGGAUUUUACCCCAUUGUACAGUUGACCAAUUGAUGCAUGUCGAAAAGUUCUCAGAAGGAAGAGACUUGAGUCCGGUAACUGACAAGUUGUGGAAAAAGAUCUACGAAAAGGAGUUUGGUGUUGCGAAUGCUAAGCUCGUUGUUGAGAGGAUGGAGAAGAGAAAUGUCAGGCAUAAAUGGAUAAAGUUGUAUGAGGCAAAAAAGAAGGAAGUGGAUGCGGCUCAAAAUGAAGCUUUUGACCGCAUUGCACAACGAUAUAAGGAAGCAGAUGCUUUAAAACAAAGUCGACAAGUUCGUCUUUGCACAAAGGUUCCUCCUUCAAGCAAAAGAAGCUUUUUUGGAGGGAGUGGACCUAGCUAUAAUGUGUCCAACGUGAAGAGCAACAUAAUGAAGAAAGCAAAAAUAGAUUAUCUUAAGAGCAAUGAGGUGAAAAAUCUUGCAGCUAUGAAGAAAAAUGCUCUGAGGAAAAACCAUCGUGCCCCUCCCAUGAUGAAGCCAGAUACAUUUUCUGGCAAGGAUGUAGCUUCAACUUCCAAACGCAUCAAUCCUGUCGCAAAAAGAUUUUAGAAGUAUCUUUUCCAACAUAUGGCAUUGCUGUGAAGAGAGCAAUCCUUGACGGUAAGUCUUGGGUUCGCAGUGUACCAAAUGGAACGUGCUCUUUCUUUGAGGAGUCUUGGUGGUU